Eubalaena glacialis (North Atlantic right whale) is the source of this 5544-nucleotide messenger RNA. RefSeq names its product ATP-binding cassette sub-family A member 17-like. Gene Ontology annotation, biological process: lipid transport; transmembrane transport. Gene Ontology annotation, molecular function: ABC-type transporter activity; ATP binding; ATP hydrolysis activity. The record is from RefSeq and is a predicted model, not a curated record. Lineage: Eukaryota; Metazoa; Chordata; Mammalia; Artiodactyla; Balaenidae. Gene Ontology annotation, cellular component: membrane; intracellular membrane-bounded organelle.
AUGACGAUGUUCAGGAACUUAAAACUUCUUCUCUGGAAGAAUUUCGUUUUAAAGAAACGAAAGACUCUGGUAACUGUCCUUGAAAUCUUGAUGCCAUUACUAUUUUCUGCAAUUGUAAUGUAUCUUCGUUUUGGUAGUUUGCCAAGAAAUAGACCUUCUGUCGACUACUGUGCAACUGAUAUCACUUCACUGCCAGAAUUCUUCAAUCAAUAUCCUCUGAAAAAUAGAUUUCAACUAGUUUAUAUCCCUUCCAAAAGUGAAACUUUGAAGAGUAUCACUGAAAGUGUGGAAAAAACCUUUGGCAUUGAGUUUGAAGUUCUAGGCUAUCCUUCAGUACCUUCAUUUGAAAAUUACAUAAUUCAGGAUCCCAAAGCUUUCUACGUAUUGACUGGAAUUGGUUUUGAUCAUGACUUCAAUGACAGCAAGGAGCCCUUGCCACUUGAGGUUAAGUAUUACUUGCGCUUCAGUUGUUUUCAGAGGAAUUAUUUAUUCUUGAGGCUAAUACUCCAUGAAGAUGACUUUCAAGGCUGGAGCACAUCCUAUCAUUAUCCUCCUAACCUAAACCAAGAACACUGGGACUAUGGACUUUCCGAUGGGGGAUCCCCUAGAUACAACAAAGAAGGCUUCCUGGCCAUACAGCAUGCAACAGAUAAAGCCAUUAUGUGGCACCACGCUCCCAAUGAGACGACCAAGUUGUUUGAGAGUCUCAGUGUGCUUCUGAAGAGAUUCCCACAUGGAGCCUGUGUCCAGGACAGUUUCUUCCUGGUCCUUCAGAAUGAGUUCCCUCUUUUCCUCAUGCUCAGCUUCAUCUGCAUUGAGCUCACCACCAUCAAUUCCAUUGCACUGGAGAAAGAGAGGAAACUGAAGGAGUUUAUGUGUAUGAUGGGGCUGCACAACUGGCAACACUGGGUUGCUUGGUUCACCAUGUUCUCCAUUUCUGCCUUCAUUGUUGUUUCUUUCAUGACCAUUCUCUUCUGCACAAAGGUAAACGAUGUGGCAGUGUUCAAAAACAGUGACCCUAGUUUGAUAUUUGUGUUUCUAAUGUAUUUUGCAAUUGCCACAAUUUUCUUUGCAUUCAUGAUCAGCACAUUCUUCCAAAAAGCUCAUGUUGCAACUGCCUCCAGAGGCAUCAUCUUCUUCUUCACCUACCUCCCAUACCUGUACCUCGCUUUCAGCUACAACCAAAGGAGUCACUUCCAAAAGAUUGCCUUUUGUCUCCUCUCCAAUGUUGCCAUGGCACUGGGAGGCCGAUUAAUCUCCACAUAUGAGACAAAAGGCACAGGCAUCCAAUGGAGGAACAUGGGCAGUAUAGGAGGAGAGUUUAACUUCACUCAGGUGCUGCUGAUGCUACUGCUGGACUCUCUCUUAUAUGGCUUGGUGGCCUGCUAUGUGGAGUCCGUCUUCCCAGGGGUGUAUGGUACACCCAAACCUUGGUACUUCUUUCUCAUGCCCUCCUACUGGCGUGGAGAACCUAUAUCCCUUACGAAUUCAGUGCUGGAGUUGGGGGAUCCUCAGAAAGCUCUGUAAAGCAAGUUCAUUCAGGAAGAGCCUACUGAUUUGAUAAAAGGACUUGAAAUCCAACAUCUAUACAAGGUGUUCUACAAGGGAAGGGAUGAACACAUGGCAGUCAAAGAUCUGACCAUGAACCUGUACCAAGGGCAGAUCACUGUUCUCCUGGGGCACAAUGGAGCAGGCAAAACCACCACCUGCGGCACGCUCACAGGUCUUAUUUCCCCUUCAAGUGGACAGGCAUAUAUCAAUGGAUAUGAAAUUUCUCAAGACAUGCUUCAAGUCUGGAAGAGCAUGGGCUGGUGCCCCCAGCAUGAUAUCUUGUUUGAUAACUUGACUGUAGCAGAACAUCUUUAUUUCUAUGCUCAGCUGAAAGGCUUGUUGCGCCAGAAGUGCCCUGAAGAAAUCAAAUGCGUGCUGCACAUCCUCAGUCUGCAGGACAAACGGGACUCCCGGAGCAGGUUCCUGACCGGGGGAAUGAGGCGCAAGCUCUCCAUUGGCAUCGCCCUCAUCGGCAUCGCCCUCAUCGCAGGCUCCAAGGUGCUGAUGCUGGACGAGCCAACCUCAGGCGUUGACGCCAUCUCCAGGAGGGCCAUCUGGGACCUUCCUCAGCAGCACAAAAGUGACCGCACCAUCCUGCUGACCACCCACUUCAUGGAUGAAGCCGACCUGCUGGGGGACCGCAUUGCCAUCAUGGCCAAGAGGGAGCUGCAGUGCUGCGGGUCAUCUCUGUUCCUGAAGCAGAAAUACGGUGCAGGAUAUUAUAUGACUUUAGUGAAAAAACCUCACUGUAACACAGAGGAGAUUUCUCAUCUGAUUUAUCAACACACACCAAAUGUAAUUUUCCAGUCUAGCACUGGUGAAGAAAUAACAUUUAUACUUCCUAAAGAGAGCGUGCACAGGUUUGAAUCUCUAUUUACUGACUUGGAACUGAGGCAGGAAGAGCUGGGCAUUGCCAGCUUUGGGGCCUCUGUCACCACUAUGGAAGAAGUCUUCAUUCGGGCUAGUAAGUUAGUAGAUUCCAGUAUAGAUAUGCAAUCAUCAAUUCCUGUUAACAGAAUUAAACGUCUUCAUUCAAGGAUUUUCUCAAUACGGUCCAGCCUACCAAACCAACCAAACACUGGGUUCAGCCUUCUCUGCCAACAGUUCUAUGCCAUGUUCUUGAAAAGGGCUACAUAUUCUUGGUGCAACUCGAUGAUGAUGCUGUCAGUACAGAUCCUGGUACCUCUGGUGAUCCUUAUGGUCAGCCUCUCAUUCCUCAACUUCAGUACAAGCAUGGAAAAUGUCCCAUUGGAGUUGACCCUAAAAACAUAUGGUCGAACUAUUGUUCCAUUCUUUAUUUCUCUGAAUUCCAGGCUGGGUCCUCAGCUUUCAGAACAUUUUACAGAUAUGCUCAUGGCUGAGGAACAGAUUCCUCUGCAGCUCAUGGGGAACGUAGAGCCAUUCCUCCUGAAAAAGUUAGAGGAGGAGCCCGAGGUCUUUGAUCAGAACUACCUAGUGGCAGCUUCCUUUGAAGACGUGGGGAACCACACCAUAGUGACAGCGCUGUUCAACAACCAGGCGUACCAUUCCACUGCCCUGGCGCUGGCACUGGUGGACAAUGUCCUCUUCAAGUUGCUUUCUGGUGCCAGGGCUUCAAUAACGGUAUUCAACCACCCUCAACCUCAGUCAAACAGGGAGACCUCGGAGAAUAUCUUGUACGAGGGUCCUAAAGGACAUUAUCUUAUUAUCAACUUACUUUUUGGAAUGGCUUUCCUGUCUAGCUCUUUCUGCAACUUGACGGUCAAAGAGAGAUGCAUCAAGACCAAGCAGGUCCAGUUCAUCAGUGGCAUUUACGUGGCUACUUUCUGGCUCUCGGCUCUGCUGUGGGACCUCAUCUCCUUCCUCAUCCCCACUCUGCUGCUGCUGGUGGUGUUUUUGUACUAUGAUGAAGAAGCUUUUACACACCCGGAAAACAUCCCUGCUGUUGUCUUGAUGCUAAUGCUCUAUGCCUGGGCGAUCAUCCCCUUCAUCUACCUGACCAGCUUCUGCUUUGACAAUGCGGGUAGCGCCUGUGUUAAGCUCAUCAUCACGCUCACCUUUAGCAUCGGCCCCCUUGUUCUCGUCUCAGUCACAAGUGAAAAAGAUCUAGGCUACACAAAAGUCUCAGAGUCUUUGGAUCACACAUUCCUACUGCUUCCAGGCCACUGCCUGGGGAUGGCUUCCUCCAACUUACGUUACAGCUUUGAACUACAGAAGUUUUGCAAUGCCAAGAGCCUGAACCAGACUGAGUGCAAUCAAGUUUCAGAGGGAUAUGUGGUCCAAAAGAACAUCUAUGCCUGGGAGUCUCUAGGGAUGGGGAAGUAUCUGAUAGCCCUUGCCAUCUCCGGACCUGUGUACCUCAUCCUGCUUUUCCUCAUUGAAACCAAUGUCUUGUGGGAACUGAAAGCCAAGUUUUCUGGCUUCAACAAGAAGCAAAAAUUGCAGGUAGUUUUGCACAGUGCGGAGUCCACGCCUGGAGACCAAGAUGUGGAAGAAGAAGAGAAAAUGAUUGAGACCUUUUUGGAAAUUUUGUGUAAGAAAAAUCCACUGGUUCUUAAAGGAGUGUCUAAGGUCUAUGCCAAGAAGUUACCCCCACUGGUUGUGAACAAGGAUUCCUUCACUGUUCAAGCAGAAGAAUGCUUUGGCCUUCUUGGCCUCAAUGGAGCUGGGAAAACUUCCAUUUUCAAAAUGCUGACUGGGGAAGAGCCUAUCACCUCUGGGGAUGCCUUUGUCAACGGCCUCAGUGUCAGGUCUGACUUGGGGAAGGUGCGGCAGUGGAUCGGCUACUGUCCCCAGUUUGAUGCCCUGCUGGACCACAUGACGGGCAAGGAGACACUGGUCAUGUAUGCCCGGCUCCGGGGCAUCCCCGAGUGCCACAUCAGUGCCUGUGUGGAUCAAAUUCUUGAUGAUUUACUCAUGUACAUGUACGCCGACAACCUGGUGAAGACCUACAGCAGUGGCAACAAGCGGAAGCUGAGCGCCGGCAUUGCCUUGCUUGGAGAGCCCACGGUUAUCUUCCUGGACGAGCCGUCCACUGGCAUGGACCCCAUGGCCCGGCGCCUGCUCUGGGACACCGUGGCAAGGGCCCGCGAGUCCGGAAAGGCCAUCGUCAUCACCUCCCACAGCAUGGAGGACUGUGAGGCCUUGUGCACCCAGCUGGCCAUCAUGGUGCAGCGUCAGUUCAAGUGCCUGGGCAGCCCACAGCACCUCAAGAGCAAGUUUGGCAGUGGCUACUCCCUAUGGGCCAAGAUCUGGAGCAACAGGCAGCAGGAGGCCCUGGAAGAGUUCAAGGCAUUCGUGGACCUGACCUUCCCAGGCAGCGUCCUGGAAGAUGAGCACCAAGGGAUGGUCCAUUACCACCUGCCUGGCAAUGACCUCAGCUGGGCGAAGGUGUUUGGCAUUUUGGAGCAAGCCAAGAAAAAGUACAUGUUGGAAGACUACUCAGUCAACCAGAUCUCUCUGGAGGACAUCUUCCUGAGCUUCACCUGCCCUGUGCCCCCCAACCAAGGGGAAAACAAACAAGCGAAGGCAGAACCAGCAGGCCCCUUGUUACCCUUUCCACCUCCCUCUCCACCUUCUUCCCAACCUCCCUCCCUGCCUCCCUCCCAACGUCCCUCCCAGCCUCCCUCUCCACCUCUCACUCCACCUCCCACUCCAUCUUCCUCCCAGCCUUUCUCCCACCUUUCCUCUCAGCCUCCCUCCUGGCCUCCCACUCCACCUCCCUUCAGACUGGCAUGGAGCCUUGGCACCAUGGUUCCUGUGUGUGUUCGGCUGCUGAGCACAGACCAAGUAGAAGACCACGUCGGGGUCCCCGCUCCGAGACCCCGGGCUCGGAGGCCUGGCCGGUCAGCUCAGACCUUCACUGACAAACCAUUGCAUGCCGUGGCCUCCGGUCGCCGGGACCUCUUGCCGCCGAGUCAACCGCAAGGCCUAAGCCCAGAACAGGCCAGGUCCACGCGGGCCGGAGCGGAUUCAGGAACGCCGCUGCAGCCAGCCCGGAGCCACGCUCCUUAG